UGCGUUGCUUAUAAGAGCCACCUCUCUGCUCCCCCCGCACAUCAUGUGUUCGAUAAAAGGCAUCAGAGAGAGGAAAUCAUUGGAAGCCUUUGCAUUGGCUGUAAUUUUGAUUGCUGGCCAGUGGAUCUUCUCUUCUGUACGUGGUACGUGUUUCAUUCCGUUAGCUAUAAAACCACGAAGAAGAUACCGAACCAUUAUCAAAAAUCGGACAAACUUUUGCAAGAUGUCUGUGAAGAUUUUCUUCUGGGCUCUCAUAUUGAGACUUGGACUUUCGGCAAGUGAUAAUUUUACAUACAAUGGAUUCAAGGGCGUGAACCUCAGCCUGGAUGGUUUAGCAGGAAUUACAUCUGAUGGUCUCCUGAUGCUGACCAAUGCUACCACACAUAAGACUGGCCAUGCUUUCUUUCCUUCUCCACUGAGGUUCAAAAAAUCUCAGGCUGAUAAUGUUCUCUCUUUCUCUACCACAUUUGUCUUUGCCAUUAUCCCUGAGGACCAAACGGUUGGGAGUGGUGGGUUUACUUUUGUUCUCUCACCUUCAAAAGACUUGACACAUGCUUCUUCAGGUUAUUUACUUGGCAUUGUCAACGAGACAAACAAUGGAAAUGCAUCCAAUCAUAUCUUGGCUGUUGAGUUUGACACAUGGAAAAGCCCUGAAGCAGAAGACAUUAAUAGCAACCAUGUUGGCAUUGACAUCAAUGGCUUUAUAUCUUAUAACUCAACAUCUGCCGGUUUUACACCAGACGAUAAUGGUAAAUUUCAGAACCUAACCCUUUUGAGUGGCGAGCCAAUGCAAGUCUGGAUAGAAUAUAAUGGUACAAACAUGGAGUUCAAUGUAACUUUAGCUCCCCUCUGGAAGCCUAAACCCAAGAUUGCUCUCCUAUCAUCCACCGUAAAUCUAUCUAGCAUUUUUUUGGACCGUAUGUAUGUUGGUUUCUCUGGUUCAGUGGGAACUCUUUAUUUGUACCAUUAUAUUCUUGGUUGGGGCUUUAAUAUAGAUGGCGACGCUCCUGAGCUUAACUUAUCAAGCCUCCCUUCACUGCCUCAAAACUUGAUGUCAUCGGAGAAGAAACGAAAGACUCUAUUGCUAUGGCUGUCCUUGACGCUUUUGCUUGUUCUAUUGAACGUUGCUUGUGCCACACUGAUGGUGGUAAGGAAGAAAAUGUUCUCAGAGUUACAUGAUGACUGGGAGCUAGAAUUUGAGUCCAACAGAUUCCCUUACGAGCAACUAUACAAGGCAACUAGAGGUUUUAAGGGUAGGUAUCUUCUUGGAAUUGGAGGUUUUGGUAGGGUGUACAGGGGACUUCUGCCAGCUUCUAAAGUGGAAGUGGCAGUUAAGAGAGUCACCCAUGAGUCCAAACAAGGAGUAAGGGAGUUUGUGGCAGAGAUUGUGAGCCUGGGCAAGCUUAGGCAUCGAAACUUGGUUCAGCUCUUGGGGUACUGCAGGCGCAAAGGAGAGUUACUUUUAGUGUAUGAGUACAUGCCAAAUGGUAGCCUUGAUAAAUUUCUAUUCAGUGAAGCCAAACAAAGUCUUGCUUGGAGUCUGAGAUUUCGGAUAAUCAAGGGUGUGGCAUCUGGUCUCCAGUAUUUGCAUGAUUGUUGGGAUCAAGUUGUGAUACAUAGGGACAUUAAGGCGAGCAAUGUGUUGCUGGAUGGUGAUAUGAAUGGGAGGCUAGGUGAUUUUGGACUUGCAAGGUUAUAUGAUCAUGGUGCUGUUACUCGGACUACCAAUGUGGUUGGAACUCCUGGUUUUCUGGCACCUGAGCUUGCUAGAACUUGCAAGGUCACAACGAGCAGUGAUGUGUUUGCCUUCGGGGCUUUCCUACUUGAGGUUGCUUGUGGGAGGAGGGCCUUAGAACCAAAUAAACAAGAGUUGGAACAGGUUUUGGUGGACUGGGUGUUUGCAAAUUGGAAAAAGGGAACCAUAUAUGAGACAAAGGACCCGAGAUUGGGAAAAGAUUUUGUGUUGGAGGAGUUAGAUUUGGUUUUGAAACUUGGAUUGCUUUGUUCACAUCCUUCGCCUUCAGCAAGGCCAAGUAUGAGGCAAAUUACACGGUUCCUAAAUGGAGACGUGCCUCUCCAGAUGCUUCCUUAUCAAUGUCAUGCCGGUGGUAGUUUUUGAUUCAAAAAUGAAUUAAGCAGAAGGGACUGAAGCAUGUAGUUUUAUAGCCGUGUGAUGAAUGGAACUCUUGUAUUAGAAGCACUUUUGAGUUUAUUCCUAUAUAUUUGUAACUCAUCUGUGACCAC
Dioscorea cayenensis subsp. rotundata (Guinea yam) is the source of this 2244-nucleotide messenger RNA. RefSeq names its product L-type lectin-domain containing receptor kinase SIT2-like. The transcript has 2 exons. The coding region runs from base 44 to 2119 and encodes 691 amino acids. Gene Ontology annotation, biological process: protein phosphorylation. Lineage: Eukaryota; Viridiplantae; Streptophyta; Magnoliopsida; Dioscoreales; Dioscoreaceae. Gene Ontology annotation, cellular component: plasma membrane. Gene Ontology annotation, molecular function: carbohydrate binding; protein kinase activity; ATP binding. The record is from RefSeq and is a predicted model, not a curated record.